CCGCUUGGACCGACUGCCUUGUUCUCGUUCGGUAUCCUCCUCAAUGGCUCUUUUUCUGUCUCAAACCCUAAUUCGGACAACCGCCUCUCCUGCCUACCUCUUUUCCGCCGCCAAGCUAAGACCCAGUCGCUGCCUCUCCACUCAGCCGGGGUGCAGCUCGCUAUCGGAGCUGACGGCGUCGGAGGCGGAGGCGAGGGCCGUAGAAAAGAUUGAGGAUGCUAUCCAUAGCAUUAUCGUUAAGAGAUCCAAACCAGAUUGGCUGCCCUUUGUUCCCGGAGCCUCCUAUUGGGUACCACCUCGCCGGAGCUCGUACGGCGUUGCCCAGAUUGUUCACAAGCUAGCCAACUCCCUCACCGAUGAGGAGUAUCUUUCUCUUAUUACCUUACAGGGAUGGCCUUCCUCCGCGUUCUAUAUUCAAAAUGGUGCGUCAUGUGAUUUGGAUAUAGCAGGGGUUGAGGCAUCAUCUACUAACACUUCCUUACACGAGGAAUAAGGCUGCCAAGUUGUAAAGAUUGUAAAGUCAGCUUCACUUAGGUGGGGACGUUGUAUACAUGUAAAUUGUGUAGCUUAGGAUGUAGAAGUUCACUAGUGUUUUAUUGAGCAGGAUCUGUACAUAAGAAGAAGUCAUAUUUGUAACUUAAUGCUACUUGCAUAUUCUCACAGGCUUAAGAAAUACUAUGUACAACUAUGCCCAAUUUUAAAUACUCGACCAUACACCUCUCUGAA
Sesamum indicum (sesame) is the source of this 726-nucleotide messenger RNA. RefSeq lists its product as uncharacterized. The record is from RefSeq and is a predicted model, not a curated record. NCBI's taxonomy places the organism in Eukaryota, Viridiplantae, Streptophyta, Magnoliopsida, Lamiales, Pedaliaceae.